AAGUCCUUGCACACACUUGGAGCAUGAGGCAGACAAACAACAACUAAGUUGAACUAGUCUUCUAUAUGGAUGUGAUGCAGGAUUUUUAGAUGGUGCACAUUUGAGGAGGUCUUUUCGCCAAUACGUCUUCCAGUGUAGUGGUAACCUUCGACUGAAACAGGGCCUUUACUGGGGAACAAGGCACACCUCAGCCCGCAGCCGUGACAGUAAACCUCUGUGCCACAACAGGACUGCAACAGUACCAGGAUACCUGAGCUGACCCAACGCUAGGCAACCACGACGCUUCCGGGGCAAAAAACCUGCGACUUGGCACGGGUUUGUUUCUCACUAUCGCAGCAGUGUGCCACUUUGAAAUUGUGGCGAGAAGUUCCCCCAGCACAAACUUUGGAAGUGUUUGAAAAAGCCACGGCACAAUGGAUAAGGAUGCUCUGAUGGACUACGAGUAUCCAGACUUUGACCCUGCGCCCAAGAAGAUUAACAUAGAAAUAAUUCCUCCAUGUGACUCCACUGCAGAUGACAAGCUAUACCACAUAUGCAUCAGUGCAGUAUCACUUGUCGUCAUGGUGAUCCUUGCAGUUUUAGCAAGACGCACAAAAUUGGGCAGCCAACAGAAAGGACUCGCAGGUUUACUCAGUCCGGUCAACUUCCUGGACCAUACCCAGCACAAGGGCCUGGCAGUGGCUGUGUUUGGAGUGCUCUUGUGCAAACUCUGCGGCAUGGUUGUAUCACCAAACCCUUUGCCCUUCACGACAGAGACUGAGAACAAACAGAACUGGAUGAUUCUGGGAACCUUCUUCUACCCCGCACUUUACUACCCUCUCUUGGCAUGUGGCACCCUGCAUAAUAAAGUCGGCUAUGUACUCGGAAGCCUCUUGUCAUGGACGCACUUUGGUGUCUUGGUUUGGCAGAAAAUCGAAUGCCCGAAAACACCGCAGAUGCAUAAAUACUACUUGCUGUUCUCUAGCCUGCCCCAGAUAGCUUGCUUGGCCUUCCUUAGUUUCCAGUAUCCUCUUCUCCUUUUCAAGGGCUUGAAAGGCGCUGAAAAGAACAAUGCCUCUGAGGAUCUGAACAGCAGCUACUACAAUGACUAUGUGAAGAAGCUGCUCAAGAGGAAGAAGCACUUCAAAAUCAGAAUAUCAAGCUCAGAGACACCCAAGCUGCCUCACAGGAUAAUGGAUGCUGUAAAAUCGUACAUUUAUAUGCCAGAGGAAGCUUUUAGGUUCCCUUUAAAGUUGGCCAUAUCUGGUGUGGUGUCGUUCAUCACACUUUAUCAGGUGGGCCUGCUGCUAAUCGUGGCCGUGGUGCCGACGCUCCAAAUCGCCCGCAUGGGAGUCGAUGAAGACAUUGCCAACGUUUUAGCCGGUUUCAGGAUCAUGCUCUCUCCUGAUAAACAAGAAGUGGUCCGAAUCGUAAUCUAUUACAUUUGGUGCGUCGAGGUAUGCUACAUCUCAGCGAUGACCCUGUCAACGCUCGUCAACUUGGCAAUGUUCAUGAGGUCUAUGGUCCUCCAUCGGGCCAACCUGAAGGGGCUGUACAGGGGAGAUAUCUAUAAUGUUUAUAACUGCCAGAGAAGUAUUCGGGCUUCCCGGCCAGCUCUGGUCUGCUGGAUGGGAUACACCAGCUUUACGGCCGCUCACAUCUGCAUCGGCAUGAUUGUUCAAACCAUGGUGUUCUUCCUCUGUCUUCUCAUUGCUGUCUUCCUCAUUAUCAUGCCCAUCCUAGACGGACAGAACUUGUUCCUGUUUCAGCUCCUGUGGAGCAUGUGGCCUUUCUGGCUGAUGAUUCUCCUGGCUGUGCUGAUUCAGCAUAUCACUUCCAGGUUUUGUUUUAUCAAAAGGGUGGCUGGCACGCGAGACCUUGACAACAGGGGCAACCUCUUCCUGCUGACCUACCUGCUGUUUCCAGUCAAUGUUCUCAUCGGGGUGCUGCUCGCAGUCUGGCGUAUGAUCAUCACAGCCUUGUUCAACAUCGUUCACAUGGGACGCAUGGAUAUCAGUCUUCUGAACAGAAAUGUGGAGGCAUUUGAUCCAGCCUACCGCUGUUACGCUCAUUAUCUGAAGAUUGAGGUGAGCCAGUCCCACCCUGUGAUGAAGGCUUUCUGCGGGAUGCUGCUGCUGUCUGCAGGCCAGAAGAACGACGUCGUGCAGAGGUCACGGGACGCCGAAGAGGGUAUCCAGCUGGUCCAGCAGGAGAAAAAGCAUCUGAAAGUGCCCAGUGCCGAGCGAGCCCGGGGCCACUGGCAGCUCCUCUACACGCUGGUCAACAACCCGUCCGUGGUGGGCACCAGGAAGCACUUCCAGCAGCGCGUGGCCACCGAGAGCUUUGUCAACGGGAGCCUGAAGGGCGGCAGCAAGAAGGAGGCCGAGGCGCCCGCCUGCAACUGAACAAUGGGGGCCUGUCUGAAUAAAUGAUACAGUCCUGUUGUGGUUUUUUCCCUGCUCCUUGUCUAGAUGCGCAGGUAGAGAUCAGUGCCUCUUGUCCUCCCAUUCUCUGCUUUGUUCUGUGCGUCAUGUUGUCCCGCGUGUGAGGGGGGCCUCACAGUCUCCAGUUAUAGGGGAGGAGCUGCUGUAGGCAC
Hippocampus zosterae (dwarf seahorse) is the source of this 2575-nucleotide messenger RNA. It is a transcript of the gene stra6, whose product is annotated as signaling receptor and transporter of retinol STRA6. Gene Ontology annotation, molecular function: signaling receptor activity; retinol transmembrane transporter activity. Gene Ontology annotation, cellular component: plasma membrane. The record is from RefSeq and is a predicted model, not a curated record. Bases 414 to 2384 code for a protein of 656 amino acids. Gene Ontology annotation, biological process: vitamin A import into cell. The transcript is spliced from 18 exons. Lineage: Eukaryota; Metazoa; Chordata; Actinopteri; Syngnathiformes; Syngnathidae.